This is a messenger RNA of Cylicostephanus goldi, 827 nucleotides long. NCBI's taxonomy places the organism in Eukaryota, Metazoa, Nematoda, Chromadorea, Rhabditida, Strongylidae. The record is from the annotation of a GenBank genome assembly.
AUGUCGAGCAUAGAAUCGGAGAGACGACCUUUUGACAUCGUAGCGCGGAGUGAAGGAGUACGUCCAGACUGCCAGGCAAAUAGUUUCGAUCAUACCAUAAACCAAACGCCCAUUAUGUCCAUGAAUGAUGGCGCAAGGGCGAUGGAGAAUUGCGUACCUCCGGAUCUCUCUAAUAUUUAUGCAUCCGUUGAAGCUUUGGAUAUUCCGAAUGUAUCCACUGAUAAUGGUAUGGUUGAUAUGAACGGAGCGCUAGACCAAAAUCAUGUGGAUGCAGAUCCUACCGCUUUUGAACAAGGGGUAGAAAAGCUAGAAACUGAAACCGAUGAUCGUUUCCUGAAUUGGCUCUAUUGUGAAAAUGAGCAUGCUGAGGAUGACAAUGCUGAAUAUACCCGUGUACUGGAAGAGAUAGAGAGAGAUGCAUGUUAUCCCGUCAAAGUUGAAAGCGACAAUCAAGGGCCUGACUUCAAUAUGGCUGGUGGCCCAUCGUCAAAUUUUGCGGAUGGAUAUCGCAAAGUUGAAUUGGAUCCUUCUCAUCCGUUAUCGUCGGACUGCGUCGUAGGAGAGUAUGCUUCGCUUCCACCAACAAUGCCACCACGGGAACCUGUACCUGAGGGUUACAUUAUGAGUGACUAUGAAUCCGAUCUCGACCUUGAUAUGUUGCCAAUUGGUGAGGAUGAGGAGACCAUGUAUGGACGACUUUUAGAUGUUCUUGUGAGGGAUAUAAAGCUGCUGACUUAUGUAAGUACAUAUUGCAUAGAAAAUUUGCUCAUUUCGGUAUCAUUAUUCCCUUCUGUUUAUAUGAAUAAAUUCAUGCAUUUAAAAUAGCU